AUGGUCCUACCCACCCAAAUCACACCAUCCAAAAAGGGCACAGAAGCUGGUCAGACGACUGGCAAUACCAGCAAACCACUAAACUGGGCAUCAGCGACGUCUGUUGUUGACUGGUCAACUCCUAGGAAGGCCAGCGGGCUCAGCGACCACUUGAAGCUAUUCACAGAGCUUAGUCCAGACGACAAUACUCGACGACUGCUGUUCAGAAAGGUGAAAAAGGCAUUCAGCGAGCAGGCCUAUCACUUGGCCACAUCUCGGCACCAAGUUCGAGUUCUGGAGGCCAAGGUCGAGCGCAUGAGGCCCAGGAAAAAGAAAAGUGUACCAACAGACCCAAACACCAGGUUCGCGAGCAUCUGGAAUAUACAGAAGGCUCAGGAGGACUCUGGCGACCGUCUAAUUAGUCCUCAUCGACUCGCAGGGGUCGAAUUACCUAGUGAUAACAAUGACUGUAUCAUUGUGGCAGUGGAAGGUAGUUGA
Molecule: messenger RNA, 477 nt
Organism: Colletotrichum tamarilloi
Lineage: Eukaryota; Fungi; Ascomycota; Sordariomycetes; Glomerellales; Glomerellaceae
Product: transposase
Exons: 1
Coding region: 1-477 (158 amino acids)
Source: RefSeq, a predicted model, not a curated record